Messenger RNA from Octodon degus (degu), 714 nucleotides. It is a transcript of the gene Syndig1l, whose product is annotated as synapse differentiation inducing 1 like. Gene Ontology annotation, cellular component: intracellular membrane-bounded organelle; membrane. Lineage: Eukaryota; Metazoa; Chordata; Mammalia; Rodentia; Octodontidae. The record is from RefSeq and is a predicted model, not a curated record. The transcript has 3 exons. The coding region runs from base 1 to 714 and encodes 237 amino acids.
AUGGAGAGCCUGAGUGAGCUCCAGAACCCACUGCUGCCCGGGAGCCCCGGCCCCAUCCACGGGCCCUGUUCCUACCCCAGGGCCCCACCCAGUUGGUCCUGCCAGGAGAAGCUCUACUCCUACCUCCUGGGCAGUGCUGACCCAGCUCACGCCCACCAGCUCCUGGACCCAGGGUCCUUGCAGCUGGCUGUGGAGGCCUGGUACCGACCCAGCUGCCUGUUGGGGAGAGACAAGGUCAAGGACCCCUGGGCGGGAAGCUGCGAGACCAGCUUCACAGAGGCCAGUGAGCCCCUGGCAGGACCCACAGGGCCGUGCACAGAAGCUAGCCAAGCCGAGGAGGAUGUCGCCAUCCAGACUGUGUCCUGUGGCGUUCAGGAGGAGCUGCAGGGCCAGGAGGACGAGGAGGAGGAGGAGAGCGAUGCAACAUCCACGGAGAGCGAAAGCGAAGACAACUUCCUCACGCUGCCCCCCAGGGACCACCUGGGCCUCACCCUCUUCUCCAUGCUCUGCUGCUUCUGGCCACUGGGCAUUGCGGCCUUCUACUUCUCCCAGGGGACCAGCAAGGCCAUCUCCAAAGGGGACUUCCGACUGGCCAGCGCCACCUCCCGCAGGGCCCUCUUCCUGGCCACACUCUCCAUCGCCGUGGGGGCCGGUCUCUAUGUGGCCGUAGUAGUGGCUCUAGCAGCUUACAUGUCCCAGAAUGGCCACAGCUAG